UAGUUCUUUUUGCACCGCAGAUGCCGGGGGAGUAGCCAUUUGCUGUUUUUAGCCUGAAAGUUGUGUAACAGAGAACAACACAAAAGCAAAAGGACAGCGUUCCGGGACUCGACGCUCAUUCAGAGCACAUUCACUCUUCAUAUUUGUGGUCUAAUUGUGCUAAAAAUGUUUUCCCUGUCGUCCUUUCAGCCACAACAGAUGAUUGUGCCCCUCAGCCAGCUCAUCAGUGGGCUCCACUCCUUAAAGAACUCAGCCACAGCUUCGGUGCAGACGCUACACAAAGACUUCAGUCCUGAACCCACCUGGCUUCCAAAAGAGCCCAGUGUGAGUCUCCGGGAUCUGGCUCUGUUGGACAUUAGUGGGAGUCAUCUGGAUGAUGUGAUCAGCAGGUUGCUGCCCGAUUUCGGACCAGAGGAACCUCCUGUCGUCCCCUCUGUAUGGAGAACAAGCCAUGUUUCUGCAGACACUUUUUUUCACAACAAACACGGGUUCUCACACAGAAGAUUUGCUUCGUCGAUAUUCCAUAACCGGAGACCUCUUAAAGAACUUUGUUCCGAACUUCAGUUUUUACCCUUGUUGGUCCAGACUCGAGGUUUCAAGACGCAUCGAUUAAAGACCAAACAUAGAGAAUACGGUUACGAUGUGGAACCGGAACCCGAGCGCCCCUUCAUGAAGGCUUUUCUGACGAGAGAAAGGACACCGGAACUGCAGUCCGUGGACCAAUUGAUAAAACAUAAGAAACUUCCGGAGAGCCAACAUGAGGCGUUCAAGUCGGGCUUCUCAGAGGGAUUUAUGCAAUCUCAGGGCAUCGUACAGAGAACACAAGAGGGUUUGAGGAAAAUCAGGCUGAUUGUGUUGGUGUGUUUACUGGUGGCCUUUAUUGGUGUCGCAAGAGCCCCCUUUCUUUCCGGUAGAGGCUCCUUUUCCGAUGCCGUAAGGUUCCGCACCAGCAUUCUGGGUUCAGCUAUCGACCCCACGCAAAUAAACGUGACUUUCGAGCAUGUUAAAGGAGUAGAGGAGGCAAAGAAUGAGCUGCAGGAUGUAGUGGAGUUCCUCAAGAAUCCCCAAAAGUUCACCGUGUUGGGUGGGAAGCUUCCAAAAGGGAUCCUCCUGGUGGGACCGCCCGGCACAGGGAAGACGCUGCUGGCCCGAGCCGUCGCCGGUGAAGCGGAUGUGCCUUUCUACUAUGCAUCCGGGUCUGAGUUUGAUGAGAUGUUUGUGGGUAUUGGCGCCAGCCGCAUUAGGAACCUCUUCAAGGAAGCCAAAAAUAAUGCACCUUGUGUCAUCUUCAUUGAUGAACUGGACAGCGUCGGCGGGAAGAGAAUAGAAUCUCCAAUACAUCCUUACUCCAGACAAACCAUCAACCAGCUACUGGCCGAAAUGGACGGGUUCAAGCCAAAUGAAGGCGUCAUCGUCAUCGGAGCUACUAACUUUGCUGAGGCUCUGGAUAAUGCUCUGGUCCGACCGGGAAGGUUCGACAUGCAGGUGACCGUCCCUCGGCCGGAUGUGAAGGGACGGACGGAGAUCCUCAACUGGUACCUUUCCAAGAUUAAAGUGGACUCUGGGGUCAACGCUGAGAUCAUCGCCCGGGGCACUGUAGGCUUCUCAGGGGCGGAGCUGGAGAACCUAGUCAACCAGGCUGCCUUGAAGGCGGCGGUUGACGGGAAAGAGAGGGUCACCAUGAAAGAUUUGGAAUUCGCUAAAGACAAGAUCCUCAUGGGCCCGGAAAGGCGGAGCGUGGAGAUCGACAAGAAGAACAAGACCAUCACGGCUUACCACGAGUCGGGCCACGCUAUCGUUGCAUACUACACCAAAGACGCUAUGCCCAUUAACAAAGCCACCAUUAUGCCUCGAGGGCCAACGCUGGGCCACGUGUCCCUCCUACCGGAGAACGACCGCUGGAGCGAGACCAGGGCACAACUGCUGGCUCAGAUGGACGUCAGCAUGGGGGGGCGCGUAGCGGAGGAGCUUAUCUUUGGAAAUGACUACAUCACCACAGGUGCGUCCAGCGACUUUGACGGCGCAACCAAAAUAGCUAAUAUGAUGGUCACCAGGUUUGGCAUGAGUGGCAAGCUGGGCGUCAUGACCUACGGAGAUGUGUCCAAACAGAGCCCCGAGACACAAGCCGCCAUCGAACAGGAAGUCAGAUUGUUGCUGAAGGACUCGUACGAACGGGCUAAAAACAUACUGAAGACUUAUAAAAAGGAGCACGAGAAGCUGGCCGAUGCCCUACUCAGAUACGAGACCCUGGAUGCCAAGGAGAUCCAGAUGGUUCUGGAGGGCAAACCGCUGGACCAUUAGCCCCUGAACACUACAUGACUUGUGUACAUAUGAUAAAUCUGGGAUUCAUUUACUGAGUUUAUUUUAUUUUUAUUUUUUUUAAGAAUGUUUAAUUUGGCAGCACAGCGGUGGAGUCGUUACCGCGCAGACCUCACAGCUAGGAGGACCAGGGUUCGAUUCCACCCUCGGCCAUCUCUGUGUGGAGUUUGCAUGUUCUCCCCGUGCAUGCGUGGGUUUUCUACCGGGUAUUCCGGUUUCCUCCCACAUUCUAAAAACAUGCUAGGUUAAUUGGCGACUCCAAAUUGUCCAUAGGUAUGAAUGUGAGUGUGAAUGGUUGUUUGAUUGGCUGGCCACCAGUCUAGGGUGUACCCCACCUCUGGCCCGAAGACAGCUGGGAUGGGCUCCAGCACCCCCUGCGACCUUCGUGAGGAUAAGCGGUAGAAAAUGAAUGAAUGUUUAAUUUGAGUAUAGAUCUUUGAGCUGCAUCAUGAAUAUAAACACCAAUGGUGCUUCUAUUUAUUUAUAAUGGAACCUUCAAGUACCUCAGUAGAACUCAUUUAUCAAUGUUGCAGCUAUUUAUAGACAAGUGUUAUUGCUUUUCUUUUCAAUUAGUCAUCUUAUAAUGUGCUCACCUGCUAAAUGAU
This is a messenger RNA of Doryrhamphus excisus (bluestripe pipefish), 2924 nucleotides long. RefSeq names its product ATP-dependent zinc metalloprotease YME1L1-like. Gene Ontology annotation, biological process: protein quality control for misfolded or incompletely synthesized proteins; mitochondrion organization. The record is from RefSeq and is a predicted model, not a curated record. Gene Ontology annotation, cellular component: mitochondrial inner membrane. Gene Ontology annotation, molecular function: ATP-dependent peptidase activity; ATP binding; ATP hydrolysis activity. Lineage: Eukaryota; Metazoa; Chordata; Actinopteri; Syngnathiformes; Syngnathidae.